AUGCUGAGGGCAGGGAGCAGCCACCGUGACAAGGGGCCCGACAGCAUACUGCCGAAGUCACAGAUCGUCAAUGAAGAGGGGGUGGACAAGGUCCGCAAGUUGAUGGUGCUCGAAGGCCAGCGGGAGACCUCGGUGGUGAGGCUGGCGAGCAUCCCGCCCGUCACGGACCGGCUGGAGCGCAUCAUCGUUUUCGUCUCCUUCGUGGCGGCCAGAUGGGCGGCACCCGAAGGACAGGCGACGGGGACACCGCAGGUGGCAGGCUACCCGCGGGCAGCACAGAGGCCGCCGGCGGCCAGACGCAGACCGGCGGCAGGGGUGCCGCGGGUGGCAGGGGUGCCGCGGGCGGCAGGUCGCAGGCCGGCCGUGGGGCUGCCGCAGGCGGCAGCCAUCAGGCCGGUGGAAGAGGCACCACCGGCAGCGGAGUGGCAGCCCCAGGGGACAAGGGAAAGCGCCCCUUGUAUGUUCGUGCCGCAGCCGUCGUCCUCGUCGUCGCCUCCAUGGCAGCGGCCGUUAGCGGGCGGUGCGAAGGAGGGAGGCCGGGGUGGCCAGUCGUCCAGCGCAGAAUCUGCGACGGAGGCGAGGUCCAGGGUGGGGAAGCCCGAAGACCAAGGCCGGCGUGGUGGGUCUACAGUGAGUGCCCAAGCCGGCCUACCGUCGGAGACAGGCUCCGCGACGGAGGCGAGGUCCAGGGCGCAGGAGCCCGAAGACCAAGGCCGGCGCGACGGCUCUACAGCGAGUGCCCAAGCCAGCCCGCCGCUAGAGACGGGCUCCACGGUGACCCCUCAGCGGCCCGAGGGACAGAGCCCCCCGCCGAAGAGGAGGAGGGCAGACUUCGGGCUGAAGCCGCAGGGCCCAGAAUUCAAGAUCCUAGAGUCCCGGUGGCAAUACCGCGGACCAAAGUCAGCGCCACCCAAGGACGCCGCCGGAGACCAAAGGCGACCGGAACCGCCAAGGCUGGCUCUCGCCCCUGAGCCGAGCUCGCCGGCCGAGCCGGAGCCGCAGGCACCGCCGUGCCCUGAGCCGAGGGCAGCGGCCGCGCCCGAGCAGCCUGCGCCGGUCGAGCCCGCCCCGAGCACUUCGAGGGUGGGGCAAAUGGCCGCGGUGAGGGCCGCGGAACCCCUCCUGGACGUGCUAGGGAGCUCCCGGGAGGUGAUCGAGCGGCUGGAGGCGGCCGUGGCGAGGGAGCGGUCACAGCUUGAGGUGGACCGCGCCACCCUCGUCGAGGAGAAGGGGCACUUGGAGGAGGUUGGCCGACUUUUGGAGGCCCGCAUCACCUUGGCCCGCGCAAAUCAUGGGAUUGAGAAGCGCUCGGUGGCCGAGGAGCGGGAGGCCCUAGAGGAGCUGCGCAGGAGGAAGCCACCCGCUUGGGGGAGAUAUCGCGGCGGUGGGCCACGGAGCUGCUCACCAGGGAGCGGCUGGUGCGUGCUCAGGAUGAGGCCAUCGUGCCGCUCGAGAAGGCUGUGGAGGCCUCCCGAGCAGACUUAG
Molecule: messenger RNA, 1485 nt
Organism: Phragmites australis (common reed)
Lineage: Eukaryota; Viridiplantae; Streptophyta; Magnoliopsida; Poales; Poaceae
Exons: 4
Coding region: 1-1485 (494 amino acids)
Source: RefSeq, a predicted model, not a curated record